GAAGGAAAUUUAGGACAUAAACAGUGACACAACCAAAAUUGGGUAUCCGUUCCACUUGCAUUGCAUCAUGAUUUAGGAAUCUCAACUACAUAGACAAAAGUGGCAGAAUCAAUUUUGCUAUCCUCUGACAUAUAAACCAUAAUCAAAUUGCCAAGUUAUUAGUACUUUUAAAAGUGACAUUGGAGAAAAAGUUUUUUUUUCCUCCCUCAGAUAAUGAAGAGUAUGAGAUUAGUUUUCUUGUUUCUUUUUUCGAUAGCGUGGUGUCCGGACUAACUUUCACGAACUUCUACUAAAUGUACAGAUACCUCACACCAGCACAUAACUCUCUCAACCAAGAAGAGUAUGAGAUUACUAAUGACGUAAAAAGACAUUCUCUGAUAAACAUCCCUAUCAUUGAUGAAACUUACCGCUGACAAGAAUUUGUCCUAGUACAUGGUGGAAACUGGGGAAGGUUGAUUCUUUCCUCCUUAUAAAUUCCCUUUUUUCUCUCCCCCUACUCAGUCUACUGCUGGCUAAGGAGUUGUACAAAAGCAUAACAUGGAAAUUUUACCAGGAGCAAGAGAGCAUCUUUUGGCUUCGAAUGGGAAUGAAAAUGGACUUGAAGAAAACCAAGAAAUCAAGAUUCAGGUUAGGGGUCUUACAAAGGUGUCGGAGAAGGGUGUUUGUAUAUUGAACAAUGUGAACGUUGACAUACCCAAAGGUAUAAUCAUGGGUGUUAUAGGACCAAGUGGUAGUGGAAAAUCAACCUUGUUGCGAUCACUCAAUCGAUUGUGGGAGCCCCCUUCCAAUACUGUGUUUUUGGAUGGUCUAGAUAUAUGUGAUGUGGAUGUGCUCGCUCUCCGUCGUAAGAUUAGCAUGCUGUUUCAGCUCCCUGUUCUCUUUGAAGGUACUGUUGCUGAUAACGUACGAUAUGGGCCACAAUUAAAAGGACAGAGACUAAGUGACAAUGAGGUGUACAAGUUGCUGACUCUAGCUGACCUGGACUCAUCUUUCUUCAACAAAUCUGGUGGGGAACUCUCUGUUGGUCAAGCACAGAGAGUUGCGCUUGCUAGGACUUUGGCUAAUGAACCAGAGGUUCUGCUGCUGGAUGAGCCAACAAGUGCACUGGAUCCAAUAUCAACUCAGAACAUUGAGGAUGUUCUUGUAAAGCUGAAGAGGGAGCAGAAUAUGACCAUUGUGAUGGUUUCGCAUAGCAUCAAACAAAUAAAGAGAAUAGCUGACAUAGUAUGCUUGCUUGUCAAUGGGGAGAUUGUAGAAAUUUUAAAGCCUGACCAACUCUUUGAAUCUAAACAUCCCAUGGCACAGAGAUUUCUUGAGCUCAGCUCCUAAAAACCGUCUCACAACGCCCACUCCCUCUUUCUGGAUAUCCUAUGUUUUGUCACAAAACUUUUAUGUAUUAGCUCUUGGACGUGAAGUACUUCAUUUAUCAUAAAUAUACCCUUGUUAUCACCACUGUAAUGUUCUGCAGAUUGAGUAGCAAUUGGUCAAGCAGUUGAGACUUUCCUUGUUUAAAGAAGAUCUAAAUAUACAUACAUCCUAUACAAUGUAUAGGUCCAGCUAGUUUGUUUUGAUUA
This is a messenger RNA of Capsicum annuum, 1574 nucleotides long. RefSeq names its product ABC transporter I family member 17. The coding region runs from base 538 to 1329 and encodes 263 amino acids. Gene Ontology annotation, molecular function: ATP hydrolysis activity; ATP binding; phosphate transmembrane transporter activity. NCBI's taxonomy places the organism in Eukaryota, Viridiplantae, Streptophyta, Magnoliopsida, Solanales, Solanaceae. The record is from RefSeq and is a predicted model, not a curated record. Gene Ontology annotation, biological process: phosphate ion transmembrane transport. The transcript is spliced from 4 exons. Gene Ontology annotation, cellular component: membrane.